CUCUUAUUUUUUAAAAUUACGCCACUGUUUUUUUUAAUUUAAUUUUAAUUAUUUUAUUUUAAUUUUGUGUAUUCAUUUUAAUUUGUUCUAAUCCUCUUUAUUUUCUCACUGUUUCUAAUAGUUUUGUGUAAAUUUUGUGUAAAAUUUAUCCUAGUUUGUGUUCAGUUUGUGUAGAUUUUGUCUCAUUCUGUGUUAAUUUGUUAUUCUUUAUGUAGUUUCUUUGUUUAUUUUGACGUAGUUUAAUUUCUCGAUUCUUUGUAGUUUUCACUUACAUUAAUGUUAAAACCGUCUAUUUCUGUACUAUAUAAUUCCCUUAACACGCUCAGCAAUAGUAGAUUAAUCAGCCUUUUCAUAAGGAAAAAAAUCUCAAAUCCAUAAAAUAUUAAAUCUUUGAAAUAACAAGAUUUCCGAUUUCCUACAAAUUUUAAAAAUUUCACAUAUUUUAAUGGUUGGAGAUGCCAUUGGACCGUGCGUUAUACAGUCGAUUAUUGGAGAUAUUGACGUUAUCGGAAAAGGGUGACACGGAGACACAGAAAUAUGUCCACGAGAGUCUGGCGUCAUUUCAACAAAACAGACCAGAUGUGGCCUUGUAUUACUUAGAAGCGUCACUAUCAGCGCCAACAUUCCAUUCUAAACAGAUGGCCUUGUUGCUGCUGAAGAACAGUAUACUUCAAAAUUGGAGCCAAACUAACCCAUCAAUUCAGUCAGUGAUAAAAAACGAGAUAAUUAAUAUUGUGAAUUUGAGAGAAGUGAAAUUGAGGAACGCAGUGGCAUCAUGUUACGUCUCAAUUUUCAAUGUCCAGGGAUACGAUCAGUGGCCUACAGGCCUAUACAAUCUGUUGUCAAUUAUUAGUAACAGUACCAACACAGUUGGGAGUGACGGCGUUGUGGAUGAAGUGGUUGAAACUGCCGUAGUAACGUUAGUGAUGAUUUUAGAAGACACUAUAGCCAAUGGAGCGAUGACACCAAAUUAUUUAAAUUACCUGAAAUCAGAUUUCAUCGUCAAGUUGUUUCAAAUCUCGUCUAAAUCGUCAGCAUUGACUGAGAUAACCUCAAGGAUACUGUUAACCCUGUUGGAUUCCAGUAUAAUAUUGGAGUAUUUGGUGUCUGACCUGUUCGGCCAGUUUUGGAACCUAUUGGGCUUAAUGGCGACAUUGGAUAAUUACAAUGUGAAGAAAUGUGUACUCAAAGCCAUGUUAAAGUUGUGGGAUCUAGUACCAAUGUCAAUUCUACAGUCCUCAGACGCUUUAUUCCCAUUCAUUACUAAACUCUGUUCUGAUGACGCCUACACAAUACAAAUUGAUGCUCUAGAUUUUUAUACGCAUAUUCUGCAAUCACAGUUGUACACCAACUCCAAUAACCAGAUAAGAUGCUUAUUAUUGGGUAAGAUGCUGAAUGAGUUUGGAACAUUACUGAAGACGUUGGUGGACAACACGAGAUAUUCAUCGUGGGAUUACAUGUCGAUGGACAGAACGCAUCUGGAAGAUGACAACGCGAAUAUACCAGAUGACAUGCAGGACGUGCCAAUAAAGUCAAGAGAAGAUGAGGAGACCAAUACUUGGGGAAAUACGUGGACAGUAAGGAAAGGCUCAGCUCUAUUGUUAGACACAAUUUCACAGCUGUACGGCCAGAGUAAUCCUGAGGUGAUAAAGAUAUUGCUCUCAUACAUACAAGAGAAACUUGAUAGUACAGAUUGGGAACUUAAGGAGUCAGGAGUGUUAACAUUGGGUGCAAUUUCUAAGGGCUCACUUUACACACUGUAUCCAUAUUUGCCAAAGGUGAUUGACUAUUUAAUAGUGGUUGCAACUGAUCCGAAGCCUUUAUUGAGGAUAAUUUCCUGUUGGUGUCUGUCAAGGUUUGUGGAGUGGCUCUUCUUGCCCAAUAACAUUAACACCUACUUGAGUAAGACGUUGUCAGUGAUUUUGAGAGGAAUGUUAGACAGGAACAAGCGAGUGCAAGAAUCAGCGUGUUCAUCAUUUACAUCUUUUGAAGAGUGUGGAACUACACUGUUAUUACCAUACGCAGGACAGAUAUUACAUGUAAUUUUGAGCUGCAUAGAGUUGUACCAGUCACGUAAUUUCAUGAUAUUAUAUGACGUCAUUGGAACACUGUAUCAAAGUGUCGGCGAAUCCCUAACACAACAAACUGAACACAAUCAAUUAAUUGAUGUUUUACUGGGAAGAUUAGAAAUUGUUGGACUGGGCGACACACAGUACAUUGCCCUAAUCGAGUGUCUGAGUAAUAUAAUAUCAGUUUUAGGCUCUAAGUUACCACCAGUAUUUGUGCAGAAGAUAACUAAGCAUUGUGUGGUAUCGCUUUAUGAAUUAGUUGGUGAUAUUACAGAACUUGAGUAUUUCUACCAAUCUGUUCAAGUACUAACUGACACAAUUUCAAUGCUACUGACGUCUACUCAUGGUUCAGUAAACUCCACUGAAACCUGCAAUGUUAUUAAAGGCUUAAAGAUCAGUAAUGGGAUUGACCUGGUAUUAGUAAUCAAUGAAUUAUGUGCCUCUAAAAUCGUUGUAAUCUUACAGUCCUGCAUAGCGCUGAUGGGGGAUUUAUCAAAUUCCUCCAUACAGCUAAAUCAAGGUUCACUUGAAAUAUUGGUUAAUAAUAUUCAAAAUUAUGUCAACAAUAUGCAAUCCAACGAACAAACUUCCAUUAAUAGCUCUUCAACAAAUGUGCAAAGCCGUUACAAUUCCAUCAAUUCACAUGAAAGUGAUACCGAUGAGUAUUUUGGAGUGAUGAACAAUUGUGUGUGGGUGUUUGGAGUGUUAUGCGAUAAUCAGUUGGGGAUAUACAACGGCGGUAACAUAGAUUUAGUGUUCUUGUUAGUGGUGAAGGUGAUCAAUUUGUGCAGUAAUAACUUCUGCAUUCUACAGAACUGCUGCGUCACACUUGGAAAAUUCUCCAAAAGCUUCCCGAAUCUGGCAAUCAAGUAUCUAAACUCGUUUUUGAACCCACUUUGUAAUCAUUUAAUACACGCGAAAAAUGACAAGGAAAAGUUCAGUACCACACUAUCCAUAUCAAAUUUGAUACUCAUGCACCUACAAUCCACCAACAACUUGACGAAAACACUCAACUCACAGUCCAAUAACGUAUUUUCGUCAAACAACGUGAGCAUGGGGAAUGUUAUAAAAGUUGGUGCAGAGGAGUUGGAAACUAGUAACGUCCUUUUAUUGUUCAAGUUGUACAUAUCGUGUUCUAAGGGCACGUUGGAUAAUUUCGGAGACUCAUUUGGGACUAACUCGGAGCUCAUUCAGGUAUGCGUCAAUUUAAUCAAGUCGCUGCUGCAUAAACACCCCAAGCUCGUUCAACUCAUCGAUCCCGACACCAAAAAUAAACUCAACUCACUCACAUCUCUGACAUAAGAAUUUUAAAACAAAUAUCCUAAUCUUCUACACCAC
Molecule: messenger RNA, 3407 nt
Organism: Theileria parva strain Muguga
Lineage: Eukaryota; Apicomplexa; Aconoidasida; Piroplasmida; Theileriidae
Gene: Tnpo1
Product: HEAT-like repeat family protein
Exons: 4
Coding region: 456-3371 (971 amino acids)
Biological process (GO): protein import into nucleus
Cellular component (GO): cytoplasm; nucleus
Molecular function (GO): small GTPase binding; nuclear import signal receptor activity
Source: RefSeq, a predicted model, not a curated record